UUUGUGUGUUGGUUUGAAUAAAAAACGAUGCGAAAAAUACUUUUUGCAAUUUUGAUUUUUGGAAUCCUCCUCUUUUAUAUUUUUUACACGGCUAGUUGGGCCAAAGUCGAUUCAAGAACAUACUUUAUCCACAGUCGCUAUUUAGUGCACAGUCAGAAAUGUAAAAUCAAAAAUUUUGACCCUUUUGAUCCCCAAGUGAAAAGUUACUUUUUUAUCGAAGAACAGCAACCUCCUUGUGGCCCUUCUGAACUCCUAACUUUUGUCAGGACUGACAAUAAUAUCCCCACAGUCCACAUUAACGCAAAACUUGCCGUAAAAUACCCCCAAUUGAUUUGCUACUACCGGAAAGUUGAACGCUUAAAAAGCCUCACAAAACCGGACGAUCAUGUCACAUUUCACGGGAAAUUUUAUCCCUUCGACCAGAAACUCGUCCUGGACGUUGACUUCGUUUCUAUAGUUUGUAAAAACGCAAACAAGACGAUUUACGAAAACACACAUGCGCCCAUAAUCGUCAAGCAAACAGUAAUCGACAAGCAAAAUUCGAUGAAAAACCGUGAUAAAGCCUUCAGUGUGUUGAUAGUGGGAAUUGACAGUGUUUCCCGCUUGAAUUUGAUCCGAAUUUUGCGAAAAUCGUACCUGUUCCUUUGGAAACACAACUGGCUGGCCCUCAAGGGCUACAACAAGAUCGACGACAACACGUACCCCAACGUCAUGGCCCUUUUGGCCGGCCUGGACGCGCAAAACUCGGCCGAGAAAUGCCCAGCGACCAAACUCGAAGGGCUGGACCACUGCCCUUUGAUUUGGUACAACUACCGCAACGCCGGCUAUGCCACAGCGUACGCCGAGGACGAGACCACGAUCAGUACCUUCAACUUGCACAAGAAGGGCUUCACGAGCCCGCCCACCGACUACUAUUUCCGGCCCUAUCUCCAAACGACCGAAAAUUUGAAAACCAGGCUGUUCCACGGGCUGAAGUUGUGCACAGGGCCGGAAAACACCGGUGAAAGGGUGCUAAACCUGGCCAAAAAUUUCGCCAAGACUUUGAAGAACCGGCCUAGUUUUGGCUUUUUUUGGAUGAAUAGUUUCAGUCAUAAUAGUCUCAACUCGGCCUCGGUUAUGGACGAUAAAUUGUGGGAGUUUUUGCAAGAUAUUUCCAAAUCUGGGGCUUUGCAAAACACGUUCGUGGUGUUUUUGAGCGAUCAUGGGACGCGAUGGGGCGAUUUUAGGGAGACUGUCUUGGGGUGGUAUGAGGAGAGACUACCGUUUAUCUAUUUCUGGGUGCCCCGGAAAUUCAGGACGCGGUUUCCGCAAGAGUACAAGAACCUCAAACUCAAUGCUGAUAGGUUGACAACACCGUAUGAUGUUUACAUGACUUUGCAGCACAUUCUGGUGCUGUCAGGACAGGACUAUACCAUGAAGCCCAGUCAUGGGUGUGUCAAAUGUCGGUCGCUUUUUGAGCAGGUUGAUAAAGAGAGGUCUUGUGAGGAUGCUAGUAUUGACCCUCAUUGGUGCACUUGUUACAACUAUUCGCCCCUAAAUGAGACGAAUUUGGUUGAAGGUGCAAGUGAUUAUGUUCUGCGGUACAUCAAUGGGGUUAUCACUGCCCAAAACGGGGCUGGGAAGUGUGUCAUUUAUACUUUGGGAAAAAUAAUCGCUGCGCGAAUUUCAGACGACAGGAAAUUUAUUAUAGUGGUUUUGGAGAUGGAACCAAAGGCGAUUUUUGAAGUUACAGUGCGGUAUAGUCCAGGAAUUAAACCAUUUUUUAGUGUAAAUGGGGGAAUUAGCCGAAUUGAUUCGUACCGUAGCCACAGCACAUGCGUGCAUGAAGAUUUUUUAAAAAAACUCUGUUUUUGUCGUGAAUAAAAUUAAUUUUAAUUCAA
This is a messenger RNA of Tribolium castaneum (red flour beetle), 1880 nucleotides long. RefSeq lists its product as uncharacterized. The coding region runs from base 28 to 1863 and encodes 611 amino acids. The transcript is spliced from 2 exons. The record is from RefSeq and is a predicted model, not a curated record. NCBI's taxonomy places the organism in Eukaryota, Metazoa, Arthropoda, Insecta, Coleoptera, Tenebrionidae.